CUUCAUAUAAACCCGGUUCAAUUACACACUAUAUAAACCACGUCGAGCCGUUCAACAACCCAAAUUGCAUUUCACGCUCAUAAACUUUCUUAAUCAAUCGACAUAACAGAAGAGAAACAGUUUAAUCAAUGUCAAAAUCAAGUGAAAAUGGAGAGCGUCCGGCGAAUUUAUCUCACACAUUCAAGUACUUGCUCGCUACUCAAAUUUUAUCAAGGGGAAUACCAUUCAUAUUCAACUCUUGGAUCGUUCGACGCCUCACUGAAGAAGAUUAUGCGUUGUAUGCUGUACAAUUUCACUUGUUUAUUACUUGUGUGCUUUUUCUUAGUCGAGAGGGCUUCAGGCGAGCAUGCAUGAGGGCUGACAUUUAUUGUGGCGGAUCAUCAAGGAGAGAAAAUGUAGCAAAACUGUUGAAAGUAGCAUGGAUGACCCUCCCUUUGGGAAUAAUUGUCACAUUUGCGGGAUGUCUUUUUGUUAUGUGGUGGCAAGAACUAAGUUACUCUAGUCAAUACGCACAGGCUAUAUGGAUAAAUGGUUUUGCAUGUAUACUGGAGCUACUAGCCGAACCCUUUUACAUUUUAUCCCAGAAUUUGCUUCUCCUUAAGUUGCGUCUGAUUGUUGAAAGUGCAGCUACCCUUUCACGAUGCAUAGCUACCUACAUCCUCAUUGUAAAGCUACCUGGCAUGGAGAAAGCAAUUGUAUUUGCCUUCUCACAAGCCGCAUUUGGAGCAUGUGUGUUCUUUGGCUACUGGGGCUACUUUCUUCUUUUUCACAUGUAUAGCAGUUCUGAGCUCUUCCCUUUUGGUCAACACCCUAUUAGUGUAGGAAAUGGAGGCAUUGAUGAGCAACUUUCGAAAAUGUGUAUGUUGUUUACCUUUCAAUCUUUCCGCAAGUUGCUUCUUCAAGAAGGAGAAAAGAUGGUUCUUGUGUGGUUGGACACACCAUAUAACCAAGCAGUAUAUGGGCUUGUGGACAAACUAGGCAGCUUAGUGGUUAGGCUGGUAUUUCUCCCAUUUGAAGAAAGUUCAUAUGCUACAUUUGCAAGGUCUGCAUCAGGUGAAGACACGCAGAAGCAAAAGAAAUUGGGAAAAAGUUUGACUGAGGCUUUGAAACUUGUUUUACUAAUAGGUUUGGUUGUCAUGGCCUUUGGCCCUAGCUAUUCCUACUCUUUCGUCAGAUUGCUGUAUGGUCGCAAGUGGAGUGAUGGAGAAGCUUCAACAGCUCUACGAUACUAUUUCCUCUAUGUAAUCCUGUUGGCUAUGAAUGGAACAUCUGAAGCAUUUCUGCAUGCAGUCGCAAAUGAGAUUCAACUCAAGCGCUCGAAUGAUUCCUUGCUUGUGUUUUCACUGAUUUACGUGGUGUUGAAUGUUUCUCUUAUACGUUCAGCUGGUGCAAUUGGGUUGAUUUUAGCAAAUUCUUUGAAUAUGGCUUUAAGGAUCAGUUACUCAGCAAUAUUCAUCAGGAACUAUUUCCAGGGUUCGUCCUCAUUUUCCUUUCGUAGCUGCCUUCCCUCUGGUUGGACAUUUCUGCUUCUUUCUGGAGUAGUCACUCUAAUUUCAGAAAAGUUAUUUUUGGAUCGGGACGACUUCUGGAAGACAUUUAGUGUUCACUUCAUAGUGGGCAUCACCAGUUUCAUGCUAGCAGCCUUUAUCAUCUAUCGUCGCGAGAGGAGCUUUAUCAACAAUAUCAUACGUUUCCGUGAGCAUGCUGACUGAAGAAGAAAAUGCCACUGCACAUGACGUCUCUCAAUGCAGGUCAAGCAAGAACCUUAGUCAUCAGUUAUUUUAUGGAGAGAAGAUGGCAUUUGGCUCUUUGAUGCAUAUUGGCAAUUCUUUGUUACAUAUAAAGUGAAAGUCAUAGUUUACUAGGUAUGACAGAACGAUGGUUUGAUGUUUUCAUGAACUGGUUCCUGUUCCUUCUAUUUUGGCCGUAAUAUUUGCUUAAUGCAAGCAGGUGUAUUCACUUGUCGGGUUUCCACAUCAAAUCCAAGUGGUUUUGGCAUCUCAGAAUUGUAAUUGUUGAAAUCAAUUAUCUGAAUUUUCCAAUCGUAAAAGAAUGCGUACUUUCAGAUAAUGUUCAAUGAAGGGUGAGAAAUUAACUUAUUAAGAGACCACAUCUUUUUACCUAUUAAAAGACAACAAAAUUAUUAGCUGUUUAUAGAGAUCACUGAUUAAUUUGUUUGGUA
Messenger RNA from Nicotiana attenuata, 2182 nucleotides. RefSeq names its product protein RFT1 homolog. Gene Ontology annotation, cellular component: endoplasmic reticulum membrane. The record is from RefSeq and is a predicted model, not a curated record. The coding region runs from base 129 to 1712 and encodes 527 amino acids. The transcript has 15 exons. NCBI's taxonomy places the organism in Eukaryota, Viridiplantae, Streptophyta, Magnoliopsida, Solanales, Solanaceae. Gene Ontology annotation, biological process: dolichol-linked oligosaccharide biosynthetic process; glycolipid translocation.